UCAUCCACUCAUCCAUCCAUUCAUCCACUCAUCCAUCCAUUCAUCCACUCAUCCAUCCACCCAUUCAUCCAUCCAUCCACCCAUACAUCCAUCCAUCCAUUCAUCCACUCAUCCAUCCAUUCAUCCACUCAUCCAUCCAUCCAUCCAUUCAUCCACUCAUCCAUCCAUUCAUCCACUCAUCCAUCCAUCCAUCCAUUCAUCCACUCAUCCAUCCACCCAUUCAUCCAUCCAUCCAUCCACUCAUCCAUACAUCCAUCCAUCCAUUCAUCCAUCCACCCAUUCAUUCAUCCAUUGAUCCAUCCACUCAUCCAUCCACCCAUACAUCCAUACAUCCAUCCACUCAUCCAUCCACUCAUCCAUCCACCCAUCCAUCCAUCCAUCCACUCAUCCAUACAUCCAUCCACCCAUCCAUCCAUCCACUCAUCCAUCCACCCAUCCAUCCAAUCAUCCAUCCACUCAUCCAUCCACCCAUACAUCCAUCCAUACAUCCAUCCACCCAUCCAUCCAUCCACUCAUCCAUCCAUCCAUCCAUCCACUCAUCCAUCCACCCAUCCAUCCAUCCACUCAUCCAUCCACCCAUCCAUCCAUCCAUUCAUCCACUCAUCCAUCCACCCAUCCAUCCAUCCACUCAUCCAUCCACCCAUCCACCCAUCCAUCCAUCCAUCCAUCCACUCAUCCAUCCACCCAUCCAUCCAUCCAUCCAUCCACUCAUCCACCCAUCCAUCCAUCCAUCCAUCCAUCCACCCAUCCACCCAUCCACCCAUACAUCCAUCCACUCAUCCAUCCACCCAUACAUCCAUCCAUCCAUCCAUCCACUCAUCCAUCCACCCAUACAUCCAUCCAUCCAUUCAUCCAUCCACCCACCCAUUCAUCCAUCCACCCAUUCAUUCAUCCAUCCACCCAUUCAUUCAUCCAUCCAUCCAUCCACUCAUCCAUCCACCCAUACAUCCAUCCACCCAUCCACUCAUCCAUCCAUCAACUCAUCCAUACAUCCAUACAUCCAUCCACUCAUACAACUGUGUGAACUGUGUGUGGCAUGAACACGUAACAUUUCAGCCAUGCUGUGUGGUUUCUGGAAAGAAGGUCACAAUGAUGACGGUUGUUAUUCGAAGGGGAAUAAAGUGAGCGCAGCGAAUACCAACAGUGCAGCGGCCAAGAGACACAGUGUCUCAGACGAGUUUCGAGGACUCACCACAGUGGAUCUGAUAAAGAGAGAGGGUUCAAGUCUUGGUCUCACCAUCUCCGGAGGUUCUGAUAAAGACAGUAAACCCCGGGUGUCGAACCUGAGACCGGGAGGACUGGCGGCCAGGAGUGACCAGCUGAACGUGGGUGAUUAUAUAAAGUCGGUGAACGGCAUUAACCUCUCCAAACUGCGGCACGAUGAAAUCAUCAGCAUGCUGAAGAACGUGGGCGAGCGGGUGGUGCUGGAGGUGGAGUACGAGCUGCCUCCUGUCGCCUCCAGCGCGGUGAGCAGCGUGAUCUCCAAAACCAUCGAGGUGCGUCUGGAGAAAGAGGGAAACAGUUUCGGCUUCGUGCUCCGAGGUGGGUUUCAUGAGGAUUGGCGUAAGGCUCGUCCUCUAGUGGUGACCUACAUCAGACCCGGGGGCCCCGCAGACAGGGGGGGCACUCUGAGGGUGGGGGACCGGGUGCUGAGUGUGAACGGAGCGGCUCUAAACCGACACAAACAUGCUGAUGUUCUGACUCUCCUCCUGCAGAGCAACCAGGAAGCUUCAUUCCUCAUCGAGUACGACGUCACGGUCAUGGACUCGGUGCAGAACCACUCAGGUCCUCUGCAGGUGGAAAUCAUGAAAAGUUCCGGCUCUGUUCUGGGUCUGACUCUCAGCAGCUCCCCCUACAGGAACAAACAUGUCAUUACCAUCCAGAAAAUCAAAGCAGCCAGUGUAGCAGACAGGUGUGGUGCUCUGCAUGUGGGUGAUGUAGUUUUGGCGAUAGACGGCGUGAGCACCGAGCGCUGCACCGUCAUGGAGGCUCAACAACUACUGACCAACUCACCCGACACCACCAAACUGGAGAUCCUGCCAACACACCUACAGGAUACAGUGCGUGUUCAGAGGAGCAGUGAGCGUCAGUGGGAGUCCAGUGUGAUUUACCCUGGUACCCUUCCACCCACUCACAGUAAAGUCCCCCCAGCGUGGAGCAGCAGCACCCCUCCACACCCCCACUGCACACCCGUGACUGCAGGCACCUCGCCCCGGAUGCCGGGCCCUCACGGCACUAAGUGUGGCUCUGUGUAUCCCAGCCAGUACGCCUGCAGCACUCUGCCCCUGUACCCCUCCAGUCCCCGCAGCGCCACCAUCAGGAGGAAACCCAGGAGAACCGAACACAAGAGCUCAUUGUCUCUCUCCUCCACCACGCUGGGUGUUGGAGGUCAGGUGGUUCAUGUAGAGGUGAACGAGGUGGUGCUGAGGGGCGACCCGCUCAUGGGCUUCGGUCUGCAGCUUCAGGGGGGAGUUUUUGCCACCGAGCCGCUUUCUGCACCCGCCAGCAUUCGCUUUAUAGAGCCGGACACGCCCGCCGAGAGAUGUGGGCUGUUGCAGGUCGGUGACCGGGUUCUGUCAAUAAAUGGAGUUCCUACUGAGGACGGGACGCUGGAGGAGGCCAAUCAGCUUCUCCGAGAUGCAGCUCUGUCCAAUCAGGUCUCGCUGGAGGUGGAGUUUGAUGUCGCAGAGUCGGUCGUCCCCAGCAGUGGAACGUUUCAGGUGAAGCUUCCGAAGAGGCGGGGGGUGGAGGUGGGCAUCACCAUCAGCUCGAGCAAGAGACCCGGCAGACCCCUCAUCAUCUCUGAGAUCAAGAGAGGGAGCAUCGCUCACAGGACGGGUACACUGGAACCAGGUGACCGUUUGCUGGCCAUCGAUAACGUGAAACUGGAACACUGUGGGAUAGAGGAGGCCAUGGCGGUCCUGCAGCAGGCCGAGGAGAUGGUCCGACUGCGCGUUCAGAAAGACGAGGACAACCUAGAGGUCAGUGUGUGUGUGUGUGUGUGUGUGUGUGUGUGUGUGUGUGUGUGUGUGUGUGUGUGUGUGUGUGUGUGUGUGUGUGUAGAUGAGCUGGAAUCCUCUGGGUCGGUGAUAUUUACAGUAGAACUGAGGAGACACGGAGGUCCUUUAGGAAUCACGAUCUCUGGUACUGAGGAACCUUUCAACCCCGUCCUCAUCUCCAACCUCACACCUCACGGCCUGGCACACAGGACCGGUGCUCUACAUGUAGGUGAUCGUGUGUUGGCCAUUAACACUGUGAGUCUGAAGGGGAAACCGCUGAGUGAAGCCAUUCAGCUCCUCCAGACGUCUGGUGAUGUAGUUACACUCAAGAUCCAGAAACGACCGGAACCGGUUUUGGACUCUGACUCCGGGAGCCUCCUGAUGACGGGAUCUUUCCUGAGCGACGAGGACGACCACGCCCACUCCCUCGGACGCUACAAACACCCCGACUUCCACCGCUUGGCCACGCCGGCCAGUCUGGACUCGGCCAUGGACUCGUGGGAUAGCUCCGCCCUGGACGCCGGGUACGGGAGCCAAGGGACGUACAUCAACCAGACGUCUGACACGGCCGUGUACACGAAGAGUCCGGGGGUGUCCAGGGACUGCGACCGUCGUACUGCUGCAGGAUCCGUCAGCCCGGUGCUCUGGCGCGGCGAUGCUGAUGCUCAGGAGAACUACUGGUCACGAGCCCUGCAGGACCUGGAGACGUGCGGCCAGUCGGAGAUCCUCCGAGAGCUCGAGUCCACCAUGAUGUCGGGCAGCACCCUGAGUCUGGGUGAGGAGAUUGGGGAUCAGUGUAACGGAUCACUGGAUCCUAAACAGAACUGGAUGAUCAGUAGCACUGUUCCGGAGCUGAAGGAAUCCAGCACCACCAACACCACUCCACUGGAGCUACACAAGCUCUGUUUGCAGAAGGACUCGGACUGCAGGGAUUUUGGAUUCAGUGUGUCUGAUGGUUUGUUAGAAAAAGGCGUUUAUGUGAACAUGAUCCGUCCUGAUGGUCCUGCAGAUCGGGCGGGGUUACGUCAGUACGACCGAAUCCUGCAGGUGAAUCACACCAGGACUCGGGACUUUGACUGCUGCCUGACGGUGCCACUGUUAGCCGCGGCGGGUGAUCAGCUGCAGCUGGUUAUUAGCAGGAGUCUCGUUACACCUGAAAACGGUCCGGACGCACCGGAUACGCUCGCUGUUCUGCCUGUCCACGGUCCUGAGAGAACGUCGUCUAUAUGAGAGGACGACGGCGUGUCUGCAGGAUGGAUUACUUACACACACUCACACACACACACACAUCGUUAUUUUAUAUUCUGUAUAAAUUACACGUUUCAGGUCUCACUAAUGAUUUAUUUCAGUUUGUUCAUCACUAAAUCACGUUUCAUUUCUAAAUAUUCACACACAAACUAUCAUUACUAGUUUACCGUGUUUAUGAUCGUUUAUUUGGGUCCACAGACACUAAUUUUACAUUUUCCUUCACUGUUGUACCUUCACACAUGUAUUUUGGUGUUAUAUGAGUGUUAUAAACUAAAUCUAAAGGUUCAGAAGCACAGAGAGCGAGCGAGAGCUUCACAUUAAAUAUAAAGAUCAAACUUUUACCAUGAGAACACACUGACUGGUUCUGUGUCCCACAUCUUUACACCUUUAGUGCUUCAUUUCUCUGUGACUGGGUUUAGUUUGGUGUGUUUGAGUUUGUUACCCUUGUUCUAAUAACAAUCACUAUUUAAAUCCAGAAGAAAAUCAAAUGUAAGGUUGUGAUCAGAUCUGUUUUAAACUGUAACCUAAUGGAAGCAGGUUUCUGUUUUUUUUGUCCACAUUCCUUCUGUAAACACGAGAGUGAAUAACGAGUGGAAACGCGUCCCUGUACAUGAAUGAUUUUAUUAUAUAAUGGAUUUUUAAUAAAGCAACAUAAAACCUG
This is a messenger RNA of Trichomycterus rosablanca, 4908 nucleotides long. It is a transcript of the gene grip2a, whose product is annotated as glutamate receptor interacting protein 2a. The transcript is spliced from 24 exons. Lineage: Eukaryota; Metazoa; Chordata; Actinopteri; Siluriformes; Trichomycteridae. Gene Ontology annotation, molecular function: protein binding. Bases 1059 to 4229 code for a protein of 1056 amino acids. The record is from RefSeq and is a predicted model, not a curated record. Gene Ontology annotation, biological process: neurotransmitter receptor transport, endosome to postsynaptic membrane.